Orcinus orca (killer whale) is the source of this 2514-nucleotide messenger RNA. It is a transcript of the gene TBC1D25, whose product is annotated as TBC1 domain family member 25. Gene Ontology annotation, molecular function: GTPase activator activity. Gene Ontology annotation, cellular component: autophagosome. The record is from RefSeq and is a predicted model, not a curated record. Lineage: Eukaryota; Metazoa; Chordata; Mammalia; Artiodactyla; Delphinidae. The coding region runs from base 218 to 2278 and encodes 686 amino acids. Gene Ontology annotation, biological process: activation of GTPase activity; regulation of autophagosome maturation. The transcript has 6 exons.
CCCGGCUUUGGGGGGCGGGGCUCCUGGCAACAGCACACUGUGCGCGUGCGCAGAAGCGACCUCCACCCUGUGCCAGGUGGUGGGGGGGGUAGGGUCCCGUGGCGCCCUCUGCGCCUGCGCCCGGGCGCAAGGUGGGGCCGCAGGCGCCCGCAUUUUGGGGUGUGCGCAAGGGUAGGGGGCAACGGUCAGCUGUCACCCGGAGGCGGGUGGUGGAGGGAUGGCGACGGCCUCUGGAUCCUCGGACUUGGCCGGCUCCGGAGCGCCCCCGCCUGGUGGGGGAGCCCAAGCGGCAGCUGAGGAGGAAGAGCGAGAGGUGGUGCGGGUCCGAGUCAAGAAAUGUGAGAGCUUCUUGCCACCUGAGUUUCGCUCUUUUGCUGUGGACCCCCAGAUCACCUCACUCGAUGUGUUACAGCACAUCCUCAUCCGAGCCUUUGACUUGAACGGGAAGAAGAAUUUUGGUAUCAGCUACCUGGGCCGGGAUCGGCUGGGGCAGGAAGCUUAUCUCUCACUCCUGUCUGACUGGGACCUCAGCACGGCCUUCGCCACCGCCUCCAAACCUUACCUGCAGUUGCGUGUAGAUAUUCGGCCCACUGAGGAUAGCCCACUGCUGGAAGACUGGGACAUAAUCAGCCCCAAGGAUGUCAUUGGCUCCGACAUGCUGCUGGCUGAGAAGCGGUCAUCGCUGACGACAGCUGCCCUGCCCUUCACACAGUCCAUCCUCUCUCAGGUGGGCCGCACCUUGUCCAAGGUCCAGCAGGUGCUGAGCUGGUCAUAUGGGGAAGACGUCAAGCCCUUCAAGCCUCCCCUAAGCGAUGCGGAGUUUCACACAUACCUGAACCACGAGGGCCAGCUCUCACGCCCCGAGGAGUUGCGCCUGCGGAUCUACCAUGGUGGUGUUGAGCCCUCCCUGCGAAAGGUGGUGUGGAGGUACCUUCUGAACGUGUACCCAGACGGGCUGACAGGCCGUGAGCGGAUGGACUACAUGAAACGCAAGAGCCGCGAGUAUGAGCAGCUCAAGAGCGAGUGGGCCCAGCGAGCGAGCCCCGAGGACCUGGAGUUCAUCCGCAGCACGGUCCUCAAGGACGUGCUGCGUACCGACCGGGCCCACCCCUACUUCGCAGGGCCCGAGGAUGGCCCACACCUGCGGGCUCUGCACGACCUGCUCACCACUUACGCCGUUACCCACCCACAGGUGUCCUACUGCCAGGGCAUGAGCGACCUGGCCUCGCCCAUCCUUGCCGUCAUGGACCACGAGGGCCAUGCCUUUGUCUGCUUUUGUGGCAUCAUGAAGCGCCUGGCUGCGAACUUCCACCCUGAUGGCCGCGCCAUGGCCACCAAGUUCGCUCACCUCAAGCUGCUGCUGAGACACGCCGACCCUGACUUCUACCAGUACUUGCAGGAAGCCGGUGCUGACGACCUCUUCUUCUGUUACCGCUGGCUGCUGCUCGAGCUCAAGCGCGAGUUCGCCUUUGAUGACGCUCUCCGCAUGCUGGAGGUCACCUGGAGCUCGCUGCCCCCCGACCCUCCCGAGCAUGAGGUAGAGCUCGUGGGCCCCCCCAGCCUGGUGGCAGACACUGGCUUUGGGGGCCACAGGGGACGGCCCGUGCGGCAGAGGCACAUGCUGAGGCCCGCCGGUGGAGGAGAUGGUGCUUUUGAAGAUGCUGUUGACCACUUGGCCACCACCAGCCAGGGGCCUGGUGGUGGAGGGCGUCUCCUGAGACAGGCCAGUCUGGAUGACCUCCAGCAACUCAGGGAUAACACAGGCCCCAGGAGGGACCUUCUGGUCCAGCUGCCCCACCCAGCUGCCCUCAUCAGCUCCAAGUCUCUCUCUGAGCCCUUGCUGAACUCCUCAGACCCACUGCUUUCCUCCUCUUCCCACCCUGAUUCCCCAUCGUCUUCAUCUCCGCCAUCCACCCAGGACGCCUCUCCCACUGGUGACAUGGCUGCAGGAUCCCCCUUGAUGCCAGAGGUGGGCUCCCCACAAGACCCUGGGAAGUCCCUGCCACCCCCACCCCCACUGGCCCUGCCCCCGCCCCAGGAGUUUGGCCGAGGGAACCCAUUCAUGCUUUUCCUGUGCCUCGCCAUCCUGCUGGAGCACCGCGACCAUAUCAUGCGCAACGGGCUGGAUUACAACGAGCUGGCCAUGCACUUUGACCGCCUCGUGCGAAAACACCACCUGGGGCGCGUCCUACGCCGGGCCAAGGCUCUCUUCGCUGAUUACCUGCAGUCAGAGGUGUGGGACUCAGAGGAGGGGGCCGAGGCCACAGCCCCAUCUUGAUCAGACUCCCUCCAGCCCACUAUCAGCCCCACCAGAUAUCCGUUCUUUGCCAAGAGGGCCUACACAUGAGACCCCGCCUCCCUGCCUGCCAGCCCUAGACAUGUGGGAGCAUAGUGCCCUCUCUCCCCAGGUCUGAGAGUAUGGGGCUCUGCUUCAGUACUGCCCCAUGGCGACCACGGCCUCUUUUUUCUGUUUUUGUUGUUUUGUUUUUAACAAUUGUACUUUGCACACAUGAA